Molecule: messenger RNA, 485 nt
Organism: Mytilus trossulus (common blue mussel)
Lineage: Eukaryota; Metazoa; Mollusca; Bivalvia; Mytilida; Mytilidae
Product: chromosome transmission fidelity protein 8 homolog
Exons: 3
Coding region: 143-466 (107 amino acids)
Biological process (GO): mitotic sister chromatid cohesion
Cellular component (GO): Ctf18 RFC-like complex
Source: RefSeq, a predicted model, not a curated record
UUUGUGUUGAGAAAAUGGUACAGAUAAUCGUUAGCAUGUAUGUCAUUAUUGAAGUAAACUCUAUGUUAAAAAAUGUUCAACUUAUCUUCUAUUGAAAAUAAGGUUCAGACCAGCAGAGGGGAAAGAUGUGGAAGAAUGGGGAAUGCUUGACCUUCAAGGUGACCUAGAAACUAGACACCCAGUACCACUUAGUGGUAAAUUUAUUGGAGAUUUACACUUCACUCAGAAGGAUGUACCAGUGUUGAUUAUUGGACAUCAUAUCCUAUAUGGUAAAGUGGUCAACAUGGAGAAACCAUUUGCUGUAUUAGUGAAAAAUCAGGGAAAACAGGGAGAUAACUCUGUCAUGGACGAUUCAAAUCACAACAAGAAAGAAACAUCAUAUACUGUCACAGCUAUCAUAAAAAAGAAACUUUUAUUCAAAUCAAGACCCAAACCUAUCAUUGCAAAUGUACCAAAGAAAAUAUAAAAUAUAUUUAUUUAUUAUA